AUGGAUGACUCGUCAAGAAUAUCUUAUCCAUUUUCAAUAGAAGAGCUCAAUUUUACCUCAAAUAAUAAAUCUCAUGAGCAGUCUGAGCUAGUCACUGUGCACAAUAGCAUUAUAAAAGCAAGCUCAGAAAUAUCUCGACUUCGUAAAGAUGGCUCCAUGUCAAAUAAACGUGUAUUUUUGACAGUGCGACAUUUCCUGGAUAAACUUUGUUCGAGGCAUUAGGACUGUUAAAUUUUAUCUAAAUAGCUAUUUAAACAUUUUGAACCAAUUUUCUUCCAUGAAAUGCACACUAUUAAAAGUAAAAGAUCAUUGAGCCUACACUCCAUAAAGAUCGUAAAGCAUUCAAUAACGCAUUGAAUUUUUCUCAAUCCAAAUGUGAAAGCUUAGAAAAGAAGGUUUUUGAGCUGCAUGAAACAUUGAGACAAAUGAAUGAUGCAAAUAUAUUGCUCAAAGGGCAAUUAACUGAAAUGCAUCAAGAGUUGUCAAAAAUAGAUGAAUUGAAAAUUAUUAUGAAUGAAAAAGAUUUGACUAUCCAAGAUUUACAGUUAAAGUUAUCCAUAUAUGAAAAAUAUGAUUUUAAUAAAAGACGUGAAACUGAUUUUUUGCAAAGCAUUUAUCAGGCAGGAAAAAUCCUUAAAAGAGAAUUAAAAACUGAAGAAACGCAGCCUUCGCAAACUCAGCCUAGUUCUAAGUAUUACGAUGAAAUAAAAUCUUAUGGCUACGUUUUAAUUGAUGAAAUUUACAAUAUGCCAUCAAUUUCCUUUCUAUUUAAAAAAUAUGCAAUUGAUGCUGUACAAUAUAAAGACCUUCUUUUAAAAGAGGAGUGAGAUAUUGCACUAUUAAAACUCUUGAAAUUUACUUUUGAUAUCUUGAAGAGUCUAGAGUACAUAGAAGAAGUAAAAAGCAAGCAGCCAAUUCAAUUAGAUUUAUUAUCAGUUUAAUGUCUAUUGCCAGAUUGCAUACUGCCUCUGCUGCCUACAGCUCUGGGGUAAAAUUUGCGCUAUCUUCCCCCUGCCCGCCAAAGUGUAGUCACCUUGACUUUGUUACACGACGAGUACACCAGUCUUUGAAAUUUGGGCUUCAAUGACUCUUUUUUGAGCUCAGGUUUUCUAUUCGGGUCCGUAUUGCACCCUAAAGGUCACAGUUUCCACCACCUGGGUCGGUGGUGCCCUUCUGGAAAAUUUGAUUUCCUAAGGCUAGUAGUCUGGUAGGAAAAAUCACUUCCCCAACUUAGCUGGGAUAAUUUUAUCAGUGGAAGCUAAACUUCAUAGCUAAAAUAUGCAAGAGAUGAAUUAUCGGUCGGGAGACCAGCAAAUUUGCGCUAUUCCAUAUUUUAAUUAUAAAACCAAGCAGCCAGCUAUUAAAAAUAAUGAUACCACAAAAAGGGCGAAACUUGAGAGAUUUGAUAUAAGUGAAGGACUUAUUGAAAACUUGCAAACUCAAAGCAAAAGAUUAGCGAAGCUAAACGAAGAUCUUACCAAAAAUAUUUCAAAUUUAAGAGGCUCCAUUAAAAUUGGUAAAAAUAAUCAGCACAAACGAUCGUUCUCACAAGUAUUUUCACCAAAUUUAAGCAGCUUUAAUGAACUGGAUGAAAAGCUUGAAAAAGCAGAGCAGAAAAUGGGCGAUAAUUUGAAUUUUGAAACUCUUAUAAUUGACGAUACAAUAAAUCUUGAGCCGAAACCUGUAAUAAUCCCUAACGCAGCCAAUCGGUCAAGAGCUGCUUCAGUAAAAAUCAACCGAGAACGAAGUAGAGCUCCUACUCAUUAA
Blepharisma stoltei is the source of this 1767-nucleotide messenger RNA. Lineage: Eukaryota; Ciliophora; Heterotrichea; Heterotrichida; Blepharismidae. The record is from the annotation of a GenBank genome assembly.